AUGUUCGGCGGUGAAUUCUAUGACGGUCGGAGGGUGAAUGUAUUUUCGGACCUUCUAAUUUUUCAAUGUAAGGACAACCAGUGGUUUAGGUUGGAAUCUCCUAACUGCCCGCCGCCACGAUCCGGUCACCAGUCGGUGUAUGUGAAAUCAACUUCCACUCCUGCUAGCUUGUGGAUAUUUGGAGGGGAGUUCGCUUCUCCAUCUCAGACUAGAUUUUACCAUUACAGCGAUUUGUGGUGUCUUAAUCUACGUUCUCGAAAGUGGGAGCAAAUAAACGCAGCUGGACCGUGUGCAAGAAGCGGACAUCGUAUGCUCACUUGGAAAACUUAUCUUAUACUGUUUGGUGGGUUUAGUGAUAGUGGAAGCAAAACAACGUAUUUUGACGAUGUUUGGCAGUUUGAUUUAAUCAAUUUACAAUGGACUCGUCUUACACUGACUGGUAAUGUGCCUUCUCCCCGCUCUGCUGCUUUGUUCUUUACUGGGACUGAUCAAAGGCAUUUGUUCAUCGUCGGUGGUUACAGUAAAUCUUAUGUUACUCGUGAUCUUGAAAAGGGUAUUGUCUAUUCUGAUGUAGUUAGACUUACAUUUGAAAAAAAUGCUCCCGUAUUAUGCUCUUCUAUGCGUGCUUCUGGCGUCCGCCCUAAACCUCCUCGCAUCUCUAUGAGCGGCGUUCAUGUCGGUGGGAAUCGUGCCUUAUUGUUUGGUGGCGUACAUGAUGUUGAAAGCGAAGAUGGAGAAAAAAUGAGCAGUUAUUUUCACGAUGACUUGUUUUUAUUGGAUUUCGACAAAGCCAGAUGGCAUGCUUUCACCUUCUGUGUUGAGAAAAAUCCGGACUCUCGUUAUCCAGCUAGUUCCGUUUCCAAAUCUAUGGAUAUUUCAAAUGAAACUGCCGGCGGCUCAGCCUGUGAUUUUUUAUCAAAUGGUAUGGUUAAGAUUGCUGUCGAAGAAUCCCGGGCAAAACCCCUCCAACAGAAAGUUUGUAAGAGCACAAAUCCUUCUCCUAGAGCUAGUGCGGGUAUGGCCCUGAUCGGUUCCACUUUGUAUCUGUAUGGUGGAGUUUUCGAAGUUGGUAAUAGAAAAGUAACCUUGGAUGAUUUCUACAAACUGGACAUAAGUCAUCCAGUUUCUUGGGAGUGUUUGUAUCCCGGAACUCAAGAAAAUCAGGAAUGGUAUGAAAGUGAGUCGGAUGAUGACGAUGUUGAAGAAGAAGCAGAAGAUGAUGAUGAUACUGGCGACUCGUCAGAGUCUGAAACAAUGGAGGUUGAUGGUGAAAGUUCAGAUGACAGUGAAGACAGUAUUAUCGAGGGUGCCCCAACUCCGGAGAAAUUCGAAACGUUCUCAGCUUACUGGAAACGUACAACUGAUUUCUGGUGUGAAUUGGUUGUCAAGAGUGUUAAUGCUGAAGUUGGGGAUUCCUCCAAUCCAUGUGACAAAUCUAUAACUGAGAAUCCUAUGGUAACAAAUCUGGCUCGAAAAUUGUCGAAAGAUUUCUAUCAGAGUCACUGCAGAUCUCUUAAGAAAGCAGUUAAAGCGUGUACAUGA
Messenger RNA from Heterobilharzia americana, 1542 nucleotides. Lineage: Eukaryota; Metazoa; Platyhelminthes; Trematoda; Strigeidida; Schistosomatidae. The record is from the annotation of a GenBank genome assembly.